ACAGGCGGAUGAAGCGUUGCUCCUAAAUCCUCGAGGACAAGCAUGACAGUCGCUCCAAUUUCCAUCGGGAAAUGCUUCACGUCCACAGUACAUACCAGGACACCGUAUUUGCAGGUCGCGAAAAACGAUCCCACCCGCGGGAUCGAAUCACCGGCGAAGAAUUCCGAGAGCAGCUGCAGAUCGCGCACAGGUGUAAUGUAUGCUCACGUGCCUAUAAAGGGACGUCGUCUGAUAUACAAUGAGUGACCGGCAUUAGUAGCUCAAAAAUUCCAUUAUUAGAGCGGUCUUUUAUCGAAGAAUCAAAGAUAGUGGGAACCGGAGCGGAAGUAUUUCCUGCUGUUUGGAGACGAAUUCGUGACAAUCAAUCGUGAGAUUCGGGUCAGACGAGUAGGAUAACUUUCAGAGAUUCCAAAGCGCGAUUAUUCAAAACCCUGCGUGGAUCCGGAUGGAUGCGGAAUUUUGGUGGUAGUGACGUUGUAAAAAAGAACAUGCAUGCAACGAUUUUCAACGAUGUGGCGCGAUCUAUGAAGCUCGCGUUAUUUCGUUAAUAUUCGUACGCUCCCGUGAUUGAACACGAUGAUUGCCGAAGACACACUACUAUUUUCAGGCACAAGGGGCACUUCUUGACGGGUUUUCGUUAAGUGAAGGGCAACGGUGGGAAUAAUUUUUUUCUUUUUUAAUUUAAAAAACAAAUUUUACGUGCGGUUCGAAUGAAUAAAUUUUAGUGUCGUGUAAACGUUAAGCGGGACAAUGUUGGAGCGUAUUUCGGCAGGUCUCGGCGCCUGAUGGUUGGUGUGAAAAUGAAACAAGUUUGUCGCUACGAGCAGCUGAUGGCGGCUGAGUGCUGUUUAAGUCUCCGUGUGUCUUGCCACCCCGUUUAAGUAAGAAACCAUCUACGUUAGGACGCGAGGAACUCGGAAUUGCCACGAGUUAAUAAAUCGACGCCACAUUUUGGAUCUCGAAAUCUUCUGCACGGUGAUUAUUUCUCUCUUCUUCGCCGCCCAGCGAUACAUUAAAUCGUCCACUGGCGAUUCAGCGUCCCUUAUAUACUCGCUGGCGAUAUCGCCCGAACUGACGAGGAGAGAAGAGAAGAGAAGAGAAGAAAAGCAAAGUGAAGAGAGGAGAGGAGCGAUAGAUCUCUUCUCGAUAAGCUGGUGGUGAUACAGUGACGUUCUGAGUACGAGAAGUGUGUGGAAAAAAGCAUAACGGUGAUCGGGGGGACACGAACAACGGACACGUAGCCGCCUCCGAUACUCGAAUAUAUCUCCUAUCAAACUACCCAUAUUCCCGUACCCCGAUAUUAAAAAUCGGUAACAGGGCGGCCCAUAAGCUCGGAUUUAUUUCUCGACGUGUGUGCAUACGUGCUGUGCGUACGCUUGUGAAUACCUGAUCCGUGAUACGGGAGCAGCUCUGCUACCUACCUUAGUAAAAUCAUUUUACCUUGUCUAUUUUUUUAAGAUUUUCUAUCCUCUACUCAGUCCGAAGUUUUCUGGGUCCGAUCGCGAGCGAGUGCAAGGAGCGAUAAUAGUGAAAUCAUUCCGCGACAAGGAGGAGCGGCUAGCUCCGUUUUACUACAUACUACAAUUUAAAAACCCAAAGUGAAAAUCGAAUGAAGAAACAUCUUUCUCAUUCUUAAUAUUUUCGUCCAAGGGAAUAGUGAGAAAGCGUACGAAAAGGAAGGAAGGAGAGGAGGACCAAAAAAAAGAAGAAAGAGAAGGAAAGUGGAGGCGAAACGGCCCUCGACUCAACCAACGGCCCGGCGCUCGCUCCGUGUGUCUGACAACGCCUAGACAAUAUCGUCGCGCGCCCCGCAACCAAAUUCUAAUAAACGAAUUCACCCGUACACACACCCUAAAUCACGAAGUUCGAUCAGUUUGCUCCAUUUUUUUUUCUCAUAGAUUAGAGAAUUCAGGCUCGUGUCACGUCGCUAUCCCCCACCCCAUUCUAUAGUAGUUGCACACAUACAUCAGACACACAUAUACAUAACGUAAGGUAUCUUACUGUAAGAAGUGGUGAAAGACUUUUAUACUUUGUUUCGCUGGAUUCAUGUUUAAAGAAAAAAUUGGUUCGCUGUACGUAUAAUACGUACAAAUUGACGAUUACCUGGGUGGAUAUAAUUGAGGUACAUCGCUAGAGUUCUAUCAUAGUUGUGUAGUGUUUGGUGUUUGGCAGUUGUGAGUGUAGUGAAUAUAUAUUUGGUAACGUAAUGUGGUCUCGUCGGCGCGGGCCCAGCCUUCUUUAACCACGUCAGACGCAGCCAAAGGGCAGCAGAGGCUAGAGAGUGAUACCAACGUCGUCUCCGCCUCCAGCUCCCAUAGUGCCUCCAUUGUACCACCAAACAUGUCAUCCGCAACGUUCGUCGACCGGAUAGAUCCCUUCGCCAAGCGUUCUGUUAAGAAGAAGUCCAAGAAGACUCAGGGAUCGUCGCGAUACAGAAACUCCCAGGAUGUUGAACUGCUGCAGCUUGCCCAGCUCAAAGAUGUCUCAGUAUUAGAGCAGGAGGAGCUGUUCCACAGAAAACUGCGACAAUGCUGCGUCGCGUUCGACUUUAUGGAUCCGAUGACAGACAUGAAGGGCAAGGAAAUUAAACGAAAUACCCUCAACGAAUUGGUCGAAUACAUCACGGCAGGACGGGGUGUCCUUACAGAGAGUGUUUACCCUGAGAUAAUCAAAAUGAUUUCGGCAAAUCUAUUUCGCACGUUACCACCCAGCGAAAAUCCAGACUUUGAUCCAGAGGAGGAUGAUCCGACCUUGGAGGCAAGCUGGCCCCACCUUCAAUUGGUUUACGAGUUCUUUCUACGUUUUCUUGAGUCCUCCGACUUCCAGCCAACUAUUGGCAAGAAAGUUAUCGACCAAAAAUUUGUUUUACAGUUGUUGGACUUGUUCGACUCGGAAGACCCUAGGGAACGAGACUUUCUGAAGACUGUCCUACAUCGUAUUUAUGGAAAGUUCCUUGGCCUGCGAGCCUUCAUACGCAAACAAAUCAACAACAUCUUCUUAAGGUUUGUCUAUGAAACGGAACAUUUUAACGGGGUUGGUGAGCUGCUGGAGAUCCUGGGCAGUAUUAUCAAUGGAUUCGCUCUACCUCUCAAAGUAGAACACAAGCAAUUUUUGGUCAAGGUCUUAUUACCACUGCAUAAAGUCAAGUGUUUGUCGCUCUAUCACGCACAGCUGGCCUACUGUGUAGUUCAAUUCUUGGAAAAAGACGCCACCUUGACAGAGCCAGUUGUCCGUGGACUUCUCAAGUUCUGGCCUAAGACAUGCAGCCAGAAAGAAGUUAUGUUCCUCGGCGAGAUCGAAGAGAUUCUGGAUGUUAUAGAGCCUAGCCAAUUCGUCAAAAUACAAGAACCCCUGUUCAGACAGAUCGCACGUUGUGUGUCCUCACCACAUUUCCAGGUCGCGGAGAGGGCACUUUUCUUUUGGAAUAAUGAGUAUAUAAUGUCACUCAUUGAAGAAAACAAUCACGUGAUAAUGGGAAUUAUGUUCCCCGCCCUAUACAGAAUCAGCAAGGAACACUGGAAUCAAACGAUUGUCGCCCUCGUCUACAACGUUCUUAAAACCUUUAUGGAAAUGAACAGCAAGCUUUUUGACGAACUCACAGCCAGCUAUAAGUCUGAAAGACAAAAGGAGAAAAAAAGAGAGAAAGAGAGAGACGAGUUGUGGAAAAAGUUGAAUGAGUUAGAAAUUGAACGACGUGGAACUAUCACAGGUACCAACGCGCCAGUUCCUGCCACAACCGCACCUGUCACACGAGCCCGCCCCUGAGUUGGUAAGCAACGUGGGAACUCGGUACUAUGCUGCCCAACUGUUAGUCCUUAGUUUACGUCGAUUGUCCAUAUAAAGAAAAAGAGAAAAAGCAAAAAAAAAAAAACAAAAAACAAAAAAAAAGCAAAUUAUUGUUAGUGAAUACAAAGAUGUCCGGCGAUGACAUUUUUGGCGUAAUAUGAUUCCUUUCUUUAGUUGCGCCUCAAAGGCGAAGCGGAGGAGAGUGUGACGGUGGAAGCGGUAACAACAAUUAUUUCCCCCCUUAAGCCAUCAUGAUCGGUUGAUAAUGAUUUCUAAUGAUUUUGUUGUGUAUAUUAAUUUUUAAUCUUUUUGACGGCAAUGAUUUAAGUUGUAUGGUAUAAUCUGUGUCAGCACAUAAUACGAGGAUGUUAGUCCCUUCUUAAUUAAGGAUAGCUGUGCCUAGUGGGAGGAGAUGAUCGGGGUGGGAAUCUAAAGGGACGAGGGUUAAAUAUAUAUAUUAUAAUUAUAUUACAUUACAUUAUUGUGUAUCUGUAGUAUGUCCAUGCUCGUGUAUACCCGCAUGUAUAUUACGUGAGUCCCGAACACGCUACAUGAAGAAGUAGCGCCUGAAAGGACGACAGCUUGGAUCCCUUUUUCCCCUCACUCUGAUCCUCGUCUCUGACAGCCAGCAGGGGCGUUGUUUGAAAUGUAUCAUAUAUUCGUAUUAAUAAUAACGAUAACUAUAACAAAACAUAAUAAAUUAGGUAAAUAUAUAUAAUACAAUAUAUAUUAUAAAAAUCUAGUAAUAUCGAUGAUAUGACAAAGUCUCACACACUCACACACGUACAUGAAUAAAUACUGUCGUUAUGAAGUGACGCUCAGUCCUAUGUGCUACCGAUACUAACGUUAAAUCUGCUGACUGCAUGCCCGCAGCUCGAUGAACAAACUCUUUUUUCAAGAACGAUGAAAUCUUAGAGUUAUACAGAUGCAUAAAGUAAAGUUAAUAAUAAAGUAAUAUUGAAAUUCAUUGCGGAGAAAGCAUAAAAUGAAAAAAAAUAUAUAUGUUGUUUUUUAAAUAAAAAAAGAAAAAAAAGAAAAGGAAUAAUAAUGAAUUAAAAAAAAAGGAGGGACAAAUAUACAAUAAAAAGAAAUUAAUUGUACCAAAAUAUCCAUGGUUGCUUAUAAAUAUAAUAAAUAAUAGAGAUACAAA
Messenger RNA from Athalia rosae (coleseed sawfly), 4936 nucleotides. RefSeq names its product serine/threonine-protein phosphatase 2A 56 kDa regulatory subunit epsilon isoform (gene wdb). The record is from RefSeq and is a predicted model, not a curated record. NCBI's taxonomy places the organism in Eukaryota, Metazoa, Arthropoda, Insecta, Hymenoptera, Athaliidae. Gene Ontology annotation, cellular component: nucleus; protein phosphatase type 2A complex; cytosol. Bases 2341 to 3765 code for a protein of 474 amino acids. Gene Ontology annotation, molecular function: protein phosphatase activator activity. Gene Ontology annotation, biological process: protein dephosphorylation; signal transduction. The transcript is spliced from 10 exons.